CAAUACUACCCUACCCACGCUGCGACUACCCCCGAAGGGAACGAAGUUUCGAAACGCCGAGGCACACCAACCCACCACCGCCGGCAAACCGAGGGUGUCCGGCCCGGCCCGCCCGCACGCAUUGCAUUGCAUUGCAUUCCAUUGCAUUCACGAAACGAACGAUGCAGUUCAGGGUCGUCGUUCCCGAGGGAUGCCUCCCGGGCCAGGUGCUGCGCCUCCGGCUCGUAGCGGACGGAACCGAGGCCAACGCCAGGAUUCCCACCGGCCUGGUUCCGGGCGAUUCCUUCGUCGUCGAGGUGGCCACAAAGGCGGCGGACGCGGACGCGGACGCGGACGCGGACGCCACCGGUGGGGGGGAGUCCCCGAACCUUGCCGACCGAAAAAAACAGAGGCAGCAGGCGAAAAAGCAAAAGCAGCAGUCGCAGUCGCAGUCGCAAUCGCAGUCGCAGUCGAAAUUGCAGUCCGGCCCAACCACCACCGCUGGAGACGGCCAGAACCCGCUCCCGGCGGUGGUGGUGUCCGGCGACCACAGCGAAGACGCCGUUGUGGUGGUGCUCCCCCAAGAACAAGCCACAACGACACCGGCAAAGGCACCUUCCGGGGGUGCGCGGCCCCCGAGCGGGCCGGAAGCCCACCCCUCCGCAGGGGCCGCGAUCCGCCCCCGGUUCCGAAGGCCGGCCUCCCGGGAGUUUUUGCUGGCCCUGGCGGCCGGGGCGCUGGCCCUGGGAGCCUCCGCGGCCCUGGGCUUUGUGCUCGGCGUCGUCCACGUGACGGAGCCCCUCUUUCGGGUCUUCCCGCUGGAAAAACCCAAGCAGCGGUCUAUGGCGGUCCCGCAGCGGGGGCAAAAGAGGGUCCUGAAGGCGACCAUCAAGGGGAUCAAACUCUCCCAGAAGGGGACGACGCUGACGAUUGCCGGAAGCGAGGGAUAACAAGCGGAGGCCCGGGUGCAAGGGCGAUGCGAUGCCAUGCGAUGCGAUGCCAUGCGAUGCGAUGCCAUGCGGGGAGCCGCGGGAACGAUUGGGUGGGGUCGCCGGAAAAACCCAACCCACGCAACGGACCGGGAUAUGGCGCAGGAAAUCGGCGUGCGAGGUCCAACCCCCCCCCCCCCCCCCCCCCCCCCCUCACCUCGCACGAAAGGAAUCGGUUGCCAAACCGACGCGGACCCAUCGUCGGUCGCAACCAAAAGACUCGAAUCGUCGAGCCCGCGCGUCAACAGACAUUCUCUGGCGACCCGCGAUUCCAUUGUCUAGGAAAGUGGUUGCCAUGGCCAACGUUUUAGUCAUGGAGCUACUGCAAUGUUGUAAACAACUAGCGACAAUAGACCAAAAUAAAACAU
This is a messenger RNA of Pseudo-nitzschia multistriata, 1336 nucleotides long. The record is from the annotation of a GenBank genome assembly. NCBI's taxonomy places the organism in Eukaryota, Bacillariophyta, Bacillariophyceae, Bacillariales, Bacillariaceae.